ACAGCUACACAGCUGCACGGCUCAGCAAACUAGAGUCAUCACUCUCGUGGCUGGAGUCUGAGUCUGCGUCUGCGUCUGCGACCGAGACAUGACAUUGUUUGUGCGACUACAUUCUGUUUUUAGUUCCGGUUCGUGUCAAUUUUACAACGGUUUUGAGCAGUUUUAUCCGUGUUAGAAUGUCAAUUUCAGAAAGUGAUAGCAAACUCUGUUGAUUUCUGCUGGACAUAGCCGUCGUUUAUUCUACUUGCCAGUCUGAUUCUGAGGCGUCCGUAUGGCGUUUGGAAUCGCUUGGAACUUAUCUUCGGUCUGCGAUGUACUUCUCAUCGUUGUAUUUGUCGUGGCAACCGCCUCCAAUUCUCUGGUCCUUCUAGUAUUCUAUCGCAAGCCUGGCCUUCGAACUCUUUCUAACAGGUUCGUAAUCAACCUGCUGGUGACGAACUUGCUGUCCUGCUGGCUGCUGCUGCCGCUGGUGCUGGUGGACUCCAUGCUGAUGCCGAGCUUCCAUAGCCUCUGCGCAGUCAGCCAGGGAGUCAGCACCGGUCUCAGUGCUGCUUCCGUCAUGUCUGUGCUGCUCAUCGCUAUCGACCAGUACUACGCCGUCAUAGAUCCUCUCCACUAUCACUCUCACAUCGACAACACCCGCUGUGGAUUCAUGAUCUCCGUCUCCUGGUUCUUUAGCUGCCUCUGGGCCGUGGCUGGCGGUCUCUUCUAUAACUCUCCAAAUAUCAUAUGGACGUCAUGUGACCGAGAUCGUCAAUCGGCGUUUACUCCGCUCAUUCCAAUAAUCACGGAACCAUCCAUAUCUGUAUUUUCUGUCAUUUACUCAGUUCUUACCUUCGUUUUACCAUUUUCGGCCAUUUGCUGGAUGUACCUUUCCAUCUACUUCGCCGCCCACGAGAACAGCCAAAGGACCCGCAGGAAUGGAUCCAGUACGGGGUUCUACACGAGCAACGCGGUAGCAUCCACGCCUCCAGUCUCCUACGCCGUAGUGCCGGUGUCAGGGCAGCAAUCUGCGGAUCCAGAAGAUACUUCCGAGUCGCCCAGGCUCUCAGUCAAGUCGGUGGACGGCGCAGAUCCAACUGUUUUCGUCAAACCUUCGAUGACUAGAUCUCCAACAAGAUCGAGCCUCAGAAGUACCUCCAGUUUCAUUAUGAACUCACUAAGAUGCCGAAUCUCCAACGCCAGUAUGUUCAAGUACCGCGAAGAGACCAGAGCCGCCAGGAUAUCAGCGCUAGUGAUAGUGAUGGGUCUUGUAUGUUGGUCUCCGUUCUCACUCGUCGUACUGUUCACUUCUCCGUUGGUCGGCAUCCACGUACCUCACUCCGUUGCCAAGUUAAGCCUAACACUACUGGUAAUCGCGUCCGUAGUUUCGCCGCUGCUGUUCGCCCAUAGGAACCGCAGGAUACAGAGGGAUAUCAGGAAGCUGUUUGGUAUCACAAGACGAUCUACUGCCAUGUGCCCGCCUGGAGACCGGCAGAGAGCACAAAGCCAGAGGCCGCGAGGGCUUCCCGCCGACUACAGCCACACUGCUCUAGAUCUACUCGCCGAGGGCGGAGACGAGAACAACUCACAAGUCAAGACAGGUUCUUUUUUAAGCCGGGUCUGGUGGGAGGGAGGUGUUCAGAUAGUGACUAAGUUCGAUAAAGUGUCAGGCAAGUCGUUGAUCUGUGUGCCGGAGGUUGCCUUGGACGUGGACCACAGUCGAAGCUCGUUCUCGAGUGGUGGUAGUGCGUCGACGCAGCGCUCCACGUCUGCUGCAUCUAUCUCUAGCUAUACUGCUGACGAGUGCUGACUACUGACUGAAUGCCAAGUGCUAUCUGCAUCGCCUACACCAAAGGGCUUUCACAAAGGAGACCGGUGCCUUAAAUACUACCAAAUGUUUAGUGCUGAAUUGUAGACUCGAUUAAUCUAAUUUAGAUAAGACUAGUAUUUAUUAUGCAUAUUGUUGAGUCAUUAUAUUUAGGAUUACUUUUUAUACUCACUGAUAUUUUUAGGAGUGGAUGCGAUUUUCUGAAGAAAAUAAAUUUCGCUCUUCGUACAUUUAUUUGUCGAAUAUCUAAUCGGUUUCUUCCUAGUAAACGAGUUCGUUUUCAAAUAUGUAUAAUUCUAUCGCACCUAUAACUUUAUUUAUUUUACCGAUCGACUCUAUUUUAUUUAUUCACUUCAUUAACUAUACAUUUCAUUUAACGAACUCGUAUUUUGAAGAGAUCGAAGAGACAGCGUCAUCUACUUACGACCCAGUCCCCACCAUUGAACUAGUGAGUUUCGAACGUUACCUAGUAUUAUUAUAGUAUUCGUUCUCUAUGUCAUUGUAAAUAUACUUUAGGUGCUUCGGUUCUAUAUCGAUAUAGAUGUAAAUGUGUUUGUAUAUACUGUAUGAAGUAAGUAGUGCUAAAGUGAGUAGCGAGUCGCCAUCACGCUACUUUGGUGCCAUCCUUAGUCAAGUAUUGCAUAAUGAGAAUCUCGAGUAGAUCUGGCCAAAUGUGAUGUAUCUAGAUUGUACUGCAUUUCACAGUACUGACCGGCUGACGCGGGAUAUGAUCUCUUAAAGUAUGACUAUUUAACCAAAAACUAUGUUAAGAAAAUAGACGAUUUCCUGUAACGUUUAGUCAGAAUCUGUUUCCUAUGUUAAUGCCUAUUUCAUUUGCAGUAUUAAAAUUUACUGUUUUGUUACUUGCAUUUUAGAGCAUUUUAUUAUUUAUUUCGUUGGUAAGUAGCCGUUUGAGUUUCAUGCCGUUACUUAACUAAGUUCCAUGUAUUUAUGUAAUUUUAUAUGUCAAAUUGAUGUAUUGAAUAAACCAAGCUAUCUUGUGUUAUUA
Macrosteles quadrilineatus (aster leafhopper) is the source of this 2819-nucleotide messenger RNA. RefSeq names its product probable G-protein coupled receptor No18. Gene Ontology annotation, cellular component: membrane. Bases 272 to 1792 code for a protein of 506 amino acids. The transcript has 3 exons. Gene Ontology annotation, biological process: G protein-coupled receptor signaling pathway. Gene Ontology annotation, molecular function: G protein-coupled receptor activity. NCBI's taxonomy places the organism in Eukaryota, Metazoa, Arthropoda, Insecta, Hemiptera, Cicadellidae. The record is from RefSeq and is a predicted model, not a curated record.